Molecule: messenger RNA, 1375 nt
Organism: Schizosaccharomyces octosporus yFS286
Lineage: Eukaryota; Fungi; Ascomycota; Schizosaccharomycetes; Schizosaccharomycetales; Schizosaccharomycetaceae
Product: nucleocytoplasmic transport chaperone Srp40
Exons: 1
Coding region: 24-1214 (396 amino acids)
Cellular component (GO): nucleoplasm; nucleolus
Molecular function (GO): protein binding
Source: RefSeq, a predicted model, not a curated record
CUCAAGCAUUAUAGAUCGUCGAGAUGGGAGGAAUUGACGUGAAGAACAAGGUUUGCCCUUUAGUAUAUCAGUUUCUGAUAGAUAAUGGUUUUAAAAAGACGGCAAAGGUUUUUGUAAAGGAAGGUAGUAUCGAAACUAAUGAAAAACAAACACCUGAGAAAAGUUUGGUAGAUUUGCUGUCUUAUAAGGAAAUUGUCCCUUAUGUUUCAAAUAAAAAGGAAAGUUCUAAAGAAAAGGAUACUGGAAACGUAAAGAAAAACACCAAGGAAGAAAGCAGCGAUGAGUCAGAUUCUACAUCUUCGUCUGAUGAAGAAUCCUCCUCUUCAAGUGAAGAAGAAUCUUCAGAGUCUUCAAGUGGAUCUAGUUCUUCCUCUUCCUCUUCUGACGAUGAAAGUUCUGAUAGCAGUUCUUCUGGUUCCUCUUCGUCAUCGUCUUCUGAAUCUGAAUCCGAGUCUGACGAAGACUCCUCCUCUUCCUCAUCUGACGGUGAAAGUUCUGAUAGCAGUUCUUCUGGUUCCUCUUCAUCAUCGUCUUCUGAAUCUGAAUCUGAUGAAGACUCCUCCUCUUCCUCUUCUGAUGAUGAAAGUUCCGAUAGCAGUUCUUCUGACUCCUCUGAAUCUGAGGAUAGUGAAAGUGAAUCUUCACAGAAGUCUUCUUCUUCAAGCGAUUCAAGUUCUUCUAGCGAUGAAUCCGAUUCAGACUCUGAUGAGGAUAGUGGAUCUGAAUCAAGCUCUUCUAGCAGUUCAAAUUCUUCUUCUGAAGAUUCUUCGGAGUCAGAGGACUCUGAUGAGAGUUCAUCAUCCAGCGAAUCCGGUUCGGAGAAAAGUUCCUCCACUGCCACUAAGGUCGAGACUCCUCAGUCAUCAAGUUCGUCCUCAUCCUCAACUUCUUCGUCAUCCAGCCCAUCUACCUCAUCUAAUGAAGGCAACAAACGCAAGUACGAACAUUCUCAAAACGAUUCAGCUUCAGUAAAAUCCGCUCGUUCCGAAAACAAGCCCUUCAGUCGAGUUGGUGACCCUUCCCAGUGGACUUUUGCUUCUGAAGCUCAUAAAAAUAAUUCUUUUAAUUUUGGUGAGGAUGAUUAUGGAGCUAAAGCUAAUCAGGACUUAAUCGUAACUCGUGGUAAAGGAUUUCGUCAAGAAAAGAAUAAAAAGAAGCGUGGUAGUUACCGUGGCGGUAAAAUAAAUUUGGACGUGAGAAGUAUUAAAUUUUAGAUUGCUUGCUCUUUUCGCUUCUUGGAUUUUGGUAUUGAUGGUUUUAUUACGGAUAGGGAUGCGUUUCUAUAUGUAAAAUUAUUUAUAGGGAACACAUGGUAAAGCAAGAGUGAGUACGCGUCGUUGCAGAAGUAUCAAACAUAUCUUCUACAAAGUGAAGG